AUGUUGCCUCAAAAUAAGGACCAGGUGCUGCUACAGAACGCAGCGCCCCCGGGGCGCCCCCCGCAGGGCCUUUCACAACUUGUGGACUCCUCUCCCAGAAACCUACAGCCUCUCUCUCCGCACCCACCUUUCUCCUCUUCCACACAGUCCCAUCUCCUUUUCUCCCCUUCUCCACUGUCCCCUACUCCUGGCUUCCGUUUCUUCUCUUCUGAGUCAAAUUCUGACUUUGCUCCACAUCCCUAUUCCUCUUCUCUCCCAAGUUCCCCCACUUUCUUUCACCAGAGCUACCGCACUAUUGCCUUUCCACAGUCCUCCUCCCUCUCCAACCAAGAGCUGUACCCCUCUCCUCCUUUCACCUUUUCCUCCUCUCCUUCCCAGCUACACAACUCUCCCCUCUCAGGUUGUCACACUCCUUCCCGCCUGGAAAACCUACCUAGCUCCACGCUCACUUCUCCCAGCCUACCUUCUCCAGGAGUCCACUCUAACAAGAAGACAUGGCACUGGCCUCAGUACAGGGACACCGAGUCCCCUGGGGUGGUGGGAGGAUGCGUGGCAAGCGAGAGGGACCCUGCAGAGUUCAGGGACCCAGGGGCUCUGGCCCAGGCCCUGGUGGUCCACCUGGGGCACCGCCGCAUCGCGCACGACCUGCGGCUUCUGCUUCUGCAGCGCCUGUGGCUCGGCAAAACAGGCCAGGCCCCGGUUGUGGAGUAUCCCAUAUGCCUGGUGUGCCUGCGGCCUCGCGGUCCCUCCUGCCCCAUCCCCAAGUACAGAACUGGACCCCGGCUGCUUGCCUUCCCCCAACUACUGCCCUGUGCAGAGGGCCAGGAAUCUGGGCCACUCCGCAUAGGCAUUGGCUUUGGCCUCCGCCUGCCUCGGGGCCAGGCCAGGGCCUUGCAUCUGUUGCCAGAAAAAAGGCAGGGAGAAGCAAGGCUUCAGGGCGAGGCAACUCAGGGUCCUUCGUGUCAAGCACCAGCAGCCCAGACCCCAGCAGCUCAGCGGCCCAGAGCCCCAGCGGCUCAGACUCAAGCAAAUUCAGUCCCAGGCACACCCUCCCAGGCCGGGAGCCUCAGGUCUGCAGGCCUCCCACCUCCAAGAUCCACCCGGUAUUCGGGGCCUCUACCUCCUCAGGCACCAAAACAGGCCACUGCUUCCCUGAAGCCCAGGCUGCCUCCUGCCCCAAAGAGGCCUUCCUCUCCAGAGCCUGUUCUCCAAAAGUCACAAUCCUAG
Molecule: messenger RNA, 1227 nt
Organism: Sciurus carolinensis (gray squirrel)
Lineage: Eukaryota; Metazoa; Chordata; Mammalia; Rodentia; Sciuridae
Gene: Prr30
Product: proline rich 30
Exons: 1
Coding region: 1-1227 (408 amino acids)
Source: RefSeq, a predicted model, not a curated record